AUGACAGAUCAGAUCCCUGCGUUGCGCUGCGAGCCGGGAAAGAAGUCAGCUGCUUCUCCGGCUCCUUCGGAGAUUUGGGCAUCUCCCAAUUUGUCAGAGGCAGGGAUGGAGUUUAUAGAAAUCCUUCUGAAAGAGUUUGAGGACUUUGUUGUUGUUGCUGUUCGCUGGCUCCCUGCCAUCAGCCCUGGUGGGACCCAGGACAAGGCAGCAGUGCCACGCAACCCAGAUGUCAGCAAACCGUUAAUCCCAAGGGACAGACCCCCGGGGGCCGUGGGUGGGUGUUCGUGUGUGGGAAUUUGGGUGUCCUCGGUCCGAACCCCGCGUUCUCGGCAGGCCUAUGCGGCGGCGGCGGGACCCCCCCCCGGGCCGGGGCGGCUGCUGAAGGCGGGGGCGGCCGUGCUGAUCGCCGGAGCCCUCCUGCUGCUGGCCGGGGCCAUCGGAGCCUUCUACUUCUGGAAAGCCACCGAGAGGCAGGUGUACAAUGUUCACUAUACUAUGAGCAUUAAUGGAAAAGUACAAGAUGGAUCAAUGGAAAUAGAUGCUGGAAACAACUUAGAGACAUUCAAAACGGGAAGCGGGAGUGAAGAAGCUGUUGAAGUUCAUGAUUUUCAGAUUGGCAUAACUGGAAUCCGUUUUGCUGAAGGAGAAAAGUGUUACAUCAAAGCUCAGCCAAAAGCUCACGUCCCUGAAGUUGAUGCUAUGACUAAAGCGAGCCUCUCAUCUGAGCUGGAAGAUGAAAUCAUGCCCGUGAGAUUUGACGAAAACUCCCUUAUCUGGGUGGCUGCAGACGAGCCUAUCAAGCAUAACAGCUUCCUAAGCCCCAAAAUUUUAGAGCUUUGUGGGGAUCUUCCAAUUUUCUGGCUGCGACCAACAUAUCCCAAAGAUAACCAAAGGAGAGAAAUGAAGAGAAACAAACGCCAGUCGGAAUCAAACUUUGAUACAGAAGACUUGGAAGCUGCUACUGAAAAAGUAAACACCAGGUUGCCCACCAUGCAGCUGACUCAAGAGCUUGAUCACCAGUCUAAUGAAACCAGGCCAAUGGGACAAGAAACCGAUCAAACACUUAAUCCAGACAACCCAUAUAAUCAACUGGAAGGUGAAGGGAUGGCUUUUGACCCCAUGCUGGAUCACUUAGGCGUGUGCUGCAUUGAAUGCAGACGAAGUUACACACAGUGCCAGAGAAUCUGUGAGCCUCUCCUGGGCUACUACCCGUGGCCUUACAACUACCAAGGCUGUCGUACUGCCUGCCGUAUCAUCAUGCCCUGCAGCUGGUGGGUUGCUCGUAUCAUGGGUGUUGUGUGAGAAAAAGCAAUCAGAGCCUUGACAAAAUAAGCAGGAAUGCAAUGACGACAAACUGGUAAAAGGCUACAACCAAAGCAGCAGUACCAAUCCUGGCUUUUAAAAUCCAA
Molecule: messenger RNA, 1409 nt
Organism: Haliaeetus leucocephalus (bald eagle)
Lineage: Eukaryota; Metazoa; Chordata; Aves; Accipitriformes; Accipitridae
Gene: CNMD
Product: leukocyte cell derived chemotaxin 1
Exons: 8
Coding region: 1-1302 (433 amino acids)
Biological process (GO): negative regulation of endothelial cell proliferation; negative regulation of angiogenesis
Source: RefSeq, a predicted model, not a curated record